Molecule: messenger RNA, 591 nt
Organism: Juglans regia (Persian walnut)
Lineage: Eukaryota; Viridiplantae; Streptophyta; Magnoliopsida; Fagales; Juglandaceae
Exons: 1
Coding region: 1-591 (196 amino acids)
Source: RefSeq, a predicted model, not a curated record
AUGUCAGAUCUGAACUCAAACGAGAAUGAAAGGGAAGCCAACUUGAGUACUUCUGAAGUACUACGAGCAGCGGCUCAUCAAUUAAUAGAUGACCUCACGCAGAAUCCCUCAUGUUGCCAACACAACUUUAAUGAAGGAGGUUGUACCGUAGAACAAUUCAAUCGGAUCCACCCCCCUUUAUUUGAUGGGAGAGGCGAACCAACCCUGGCGGAGGAUUGGAUUCAGAACAUUGAGGAGAUAUUGUGGGUCCUAACCUGCACAGAUGAACAAAAGGUGGCAUACGCCACGUUCAAGCUGACUGGGGAGGCGAAAAGAUGGUGGGUUUUUGAAAGAACCAUUAGAGAAGCGGAAGGGACAAAAAUAGUCAGUUGGCUGCAUUUCAAGCAAAUUUUUCUAGAACGCUUCUUCCAAAGCUCGGUCCGAGAGGACAAGGCUAUGAAAUUCACCACCUUGGUACAGGGAACUAUGACUGUACAUCAGUAUGAAGCUAAAUUUACUAAGUUAUCCCAUUUUGCUGCGUAUUUUAUUCCAGAUGAGGAAAAGAAGGCGUGUAAAUUCGAGCAAGGGCUAAAUGAAAAACUUUAUGAGUGA